AUGAGCAACGAUGACUUUUCCGACGACGACGACUUCUUUGAGAGUAUAAAGCGGCACCAGUUGACCCACUCCAGCCCUCAACCGACCGCCGCUAGUAAUACGGACUACGAUAUUUCCCAGGUUCCUGGUGAGAUCAGAAGCAAGUUGUUCAGAGCCGACGGUGAAAUCGCCAUUUUAAAAAGCCAAUUGGAGCUGGUCAAGUCACGUGGAUAUGAGGAAAUCAAGCACCUCAAAGAAGACAACGAGGAGACCAAAAGAAGCAUGGAGGAACAGAUCAAGAUGUUGAAGUUCUCGGUGCAAAAGCUAGAAGAUGAGAAGAAGUUUUUGGACAAUCAGGUAAAAAGCACGUUUUCCAAGAAGCGAAAGCUCGCCAACCCUUCAGAAGAGACAAUACCGGUGACACAGGCCCAAAGAGUGGCUCCAACGACAGUCCCUGUGGCAACUGGACAGAGAAUCAUCCGCACCCAAAACGACACAACGCUAUUGACAGACUAUAUCUGGAAAUUGAGCAUAAACGGCAGUGACAGAACGAUAAUGGAGUACUUGGGGAAGGUCACCUUGAAAGAUUCGCUCGAGAUCCAGGGGUACCGGUUUCAAGAAAAAAUUCCCAUCUCAAGUAUUAUCCUAGAAUACUUGAUCAGCCGCAAGAACCUCAGACUCGACAAGCUUCUCGAAGAAUUGUUCUCGAUCAUUAAUGAACUUAUAGUGCAUCUCAUUGACACCAGCUUGAUCACAUCGGUGCCAUUCAUGUUAUCGCUUCUCCACGGGAUUCUUGGGUUCAAGCCAUCUGCUGUCAAUGAAAACACCAUUGUGAUACUGGUGUCUCGAAUAUUCGAGAUAAUCAUGCUCUAUAAGUACACCUUGAGCAAUGAGGACCGAGAGUUAUUUAAUUACAACAAAACUCCGCAGAUGUUUUUGCUUGAAAAGUUUACCUUAAUUUGCAGCAUGGACAUGUUGGAAAAGUUGAUGUCCUUGUGUAACCUCCACCAGGAGGUGAAAUUGGGCCUGCGACUUUUUCACGAGGUGAGGAUCCUCGACUUGGUCAAUCAGCUCAUUCCCAAGAAUGAUGAGGCAUUGAUGAACGGAGCCCAAAUCAACAUCAUCUACAAUGUAGUACGAAUCCUCGACAAUUUCUACGACACGAACGACACGGAAGAAACAUCUUCGCAGACCGUCCACAGCUUGCUCAACAUCAACCUUGUAGGGGUCCCCAUCAAAGAAGAUUUCAGGUUUUACGGACUAAACCGGUGUAUUGGCAAUAAUACCGAUUUUCAGGAAAUCGAUAAAAUCAUUUUCAGUGAUAACGCUACUGUUGAUCCAAGCAGUUUGAUCAUCCUUCCGAAUCCCAUCUCCGAAAGAUCCAAGGAACUGCGCAACAGUAACUACAGUAUCGAAUAUAAUCAUGAAUUUCAUGUGUUGGACUUGAGGUUGCAAAUUAGCCAAAGCAUUGAGAACUACAUCAUCAACCGAAUGGACACCUCGAUUUUGAAGGAAAUCGAGGUGGUAAAGCUCAUGAUCCGAAGUAUCAACCUCCAGCAAAAUGGGAUCUUGCGGUCCCCCCGGUCCAAGUUUGUCGAUCUACGCAUCAAGAUCAUCUGCAGCUUUGUGAGAAACCUCAAUUAUGUGUUUAAGACCUCAAAACAGUUGAACGAGAUCAUCAACUCUGAAACCCUCAACGAGCUCUCGAUAGUACUUUCCCAAAUUGCCUUUACGUCGAGCUCCGAUCUUUCUGGCUCAAGUGCUAAGCUUUACAAGCUCCUUCGAACCCAAAACUACCGGCUUAAAAUCCUCAACGAAGAGUCGGAAGCCAAAGCUCGUGAGCUCAGCAACGUUAACUUCAGCAACAAGAACAAGGAGUACUUGGCAGAAGUAGAAAAUGAGCAUGCCAAUGGACUCGAAACCUUGUAUGAUCAUGAGACGGUGGAGCUCGCUCGAGAAAUUCUUGGCUUCUGUAUCGAUAACGAAGUGGCCGACAAUCUCUACAUCAACAUCAACGGGGCAGAGAUGGUCGACGACAACCGAUUUGACGAGAUGGAUAUAGUUAACGAAAUGUAA
Molecule: messenger RNA, 2055 nt
Organism: Yamadazyma tenuis ATCC 10573
Lineage: Eukaryota; Fungi; Ascomycota; Pichiomycetes; Serinales; Debaryomycetaceae
Gene: LCD1
Biological process (GO): DNA damage checkpoint signaling
Source: RefSeq, a predicted model, not a curated record